Molecule: messenger RNA, 1236 nt
Organism: Vigna umbellata (rice bean)
Lineage: Eukaryota; Viridiplantae; Streptophyta; Magnoliopsida; Fabales; Fabaceae
Product: bifunctional nitrilase/nitrile hydratase NIT4A
Biological process (GO): detoxification of nitrogen compound
Molecular function (GO): nitrilase activity; nitrile hydratase activity
Source: RefSeq, a predicted model, not a curated record
UCCAUAAGAAAAGAAGGAUCGUGAUGGUUGAAACAAGAAGUAGAGAGGAUCAGAAGAGAGUGUUGUGAAGCUGUGAAAGAGAUGGCGCUCGUAACAACAGAGCCAACCAUAAACGAAGGGCCUCUGUUCGCCGAAGUUGACAUGGCUUCGGAUUUCAACGCCCCCACUGUUCGAGCCACCGUUAUUCAAGCUUCCACCAUCUUCUACGACACUCCAGCCACUCUAGAUAAGGCAGAAAGGUUGUUGGGUGAAGCCGUAGGGCAUGGGUCCCAGCUUGUGGUGUUUCCAGAAGCGUUUGUGGGAGGGUACCCGCGUGGUUCCGAUUUUGGGGUUUCUAUUGGAAAUCGCACGGCCAAGGGAAGAGAAGAGUUUCGCAAGUAUCAUUCUGCAGCCAUUGAUGUGCCUGGUCCUGAAGUUGAUAGAUUAGCAACAAUGGCAGGCAAGUAUAAAGUACAUUUAGUGAUGGGUGUGAUAGAGAGGGAUGGCUACACACUUUAUUGCACCGUUCUAUUCUUUGAUUCUCAAGGUCAUUACCUGGGAAAGCACAGGAAAAUCAUGCCAACGGCAUUGGAGCGGAUUAUCUGGGGAUUUGGGGAUGGAUCAACCAUUCCCGUGUUCGAAACUCCCAUUGGAAAGAUAGGUGCUGCCAUUUGUUGGGAAAACAGGAUGCCACUAUUAAGGACUGCAAUGUAUGCCAAAGGUAUAGAGAUAUACUGUGCUCCUACAGCUGAUGCCAGGGAUGUGUGGCAAGCAUCAAUGACCCACAUUGCACUUGAAGGUGGAUGUUUUGUUUUGUCAGCAAACCAGUUCUGUAGGAGAAGGGAUUACCCUCCCCCUCCAGAGUAUGUUUUUGCUGGCACAGAAGAGGACCUGACACCUGAUUUUGUUGUAUGUGCUGGGGGUAGUGUCAUUAUAUCACCAUCAGGGGCUAUUCUGGCUGGACCAAAUUAUGAUGGGGAGGCACUAAUCUCAGCAGACCUUGAUCUUGGAGAAAUAGCAAGAGCUAAGUUCGAUUUUGAUGUGGUUGGACACUAUUCAAGGCCAGAAGUGCUUAGCUUGACUGUAAAGGACCAUCCAACGAAUCCAGUCACUUUUACAUCAACAUCUAAAAAAAUUGAGGACAACACCAAGUAGUGUCUUUCUUUCAUGCUCAGCAACUUCUGAACCUGACCCCUUUGUAUUUUAACGUUUGUGUUUCAUAUAUGGAAGUUGUUUGGGCUUUAGCUUGUACUGUAA